AUGGCGUCCACUAACGCUCCUGCCUCUGCUGCUGAGGCGCCCCAAACAAACAACAGCGAGCCCACCCCAACCGCAGCCACACAGGCUGAAACCACACACAACCCCAUGGAGCGUAGCACAUCAGACUAUGAGGAUGUGCAAGCUUUUGAUGUCGCCGACGCCGACCUGCCAGCGCUCCCUCCCCCGGAGGACGACAGCUUCCUGCGCCACGACUUCAACGACGACAAUGUGCCGAGCGAUGGCAGCGAUUUCCUGGACCGCAAGAUGAAGCAUCAGCUGAUGGACGUCGAGUCGAGCUUUAUACCCGACCUCUCAGCGCAUCCCACGGCUUCACAGACGCGCAUGGGCGCCGACGACACGUACUUGUUUGGAGGCUCACCGGGGGCGGUGCGCCCUGCGACCCAGGCUGCAGCAGACAGCCAGGAUGCGCCGAAGCUGGACGACAGCGAGGACGACACACAGCAUACCGAGUCUUCGAUUCUGUCAGAGGAGCCUCCCACACCAGCAGGUGCUUACAAAACCCCGGCAGCACGGCGCCUGGACGUGGAUGCUACGGACGACUCGCUAGACAACGGCAACUCCUUGUCCGAAGAUGCGCCAUCAUCGCCCUCGGCAGAAGCUGCGCAGCGCAGGUCCAAGGGGCAUAGCGACAAGGACGAGCUCCAAAUUGCAGCUGGGACAGAGCAGAAGGAGCUGGACCCCUCGCAACGACCAGUGUCGAGCGCGUCGACUGUCAAGGCUCCGGAUUUUAGCAGGUUCGAGGAGGCUUCGUCGCUGAACAGUGCCUCAGAACCUAGCUUGGACAGCGUAGCCAUGCCUCCACCUCUCAUCACCACGACCUCUCCACGAGCCGGGAGGCGACCAAGUUUCUUACAGAACCGCCAGUCGAGCCAACGUUCUUCAAUAUCCUCCUUCACGAACCGCUCUGAUGCGUCCGGCGACGGCACAAGCACGGCGAGCCUGGGCGCCGACUAUGCUUUACAAACGGGCGGCGCAGUGCCUCGUCCAGCUUUGCCUCACAGGAGUAGUAUGGGCCUGUCGAGGCUGCCUAGCUUAGGCAGCAUUGCGUCAUCCAUAUCAGGCUAUAGUGACUCCAAUCCUUGGGACAAACAUCGGAGCAUCAGUGCGAAUUCGUUGUCCGGCCUGCUGCAACCGGAAGGCGGCUUAGAGCGACUGGACGAAGAGGUGGGCAGCGCCACAACGCCCCCAGAAACACCACGAACGUCUGGUGCAGGCGCCUCGACAAAUCUGACCGAUACCGUAGUCGCUAGGCACGUCCAGGAUAUCCAGGUCCCUGAUACAGUCGCACGGGAAUUCAGAGCAAAGCACUCGCGGUCGCCAGACAAACGGCAUUCGGCCACUCCGUUCACGAGAAGCAAGCACAACCUGACAUUGAAGGAACAAAACAGCAAAAUCGACAAGCUUAGCAAAGAGAACUUCGAUCUCAAGCUGAAAAUUCAUUUCCUUGACCAGGCGUUACAGAACCGAUCCGACGAGGGGGUCAAAGAGAUGAUCUCUAAGAAUGUUCAGCUUCAGACCGAUCUCGCGACUGAGAAGAAAGAAUCGCAAACGUUACGCAAAAAGGUUAGGGAGUUAGAGCGCAGGCUCAAAUCCCAGGAGGAAGGACUAUCGGCAACAAAAGACAGCGGUAGUGGCUCAGAAGAUGAGAAAAGCGAGCACUCGUCGCGACAAGCGGAGUUGGAAGAAGAAAUUCAUUUCCUGCGAGAGCGUCUGGAAUCCGCAGAAACAAUCACAGAGCAAUGGCAACAAGAAGCACUUCAGAAAGAGGCAGACAACAGGCGCAUGGCUGACUACAUCAAGACCAUGCGGGAGAAGAGCUCAUCUGGUGAAUCUGGCUUCGACGAGGCUCUCAAUAUCUGGAAAGAGGAUCUACACGAGGAACGAGUACGUCGCGAAGAGGUCGAGGUCCGCUGUGAGCAUGCAGAAUCCGAACGAGACAGGCUUCGCGAGGAAUUACAGCGCACAAGGGAGCAGAACCGCCAGAUCCUGCAGCACUCGAACAACCACAACAGCAGAGUCUACAAUAGCUCACGUCUCAUCCAUCAGUCUCUCGCCGAUCGAUCGAACACAGGCUCAGACGGUAACGACCAGUCUCGUCCUACAUCUGGUGGCAGCAGUACCUUGGUUGACCAGCUUCAGACCAACAACGAGAGGCUACAACGGGAUCUUCAUGCUCAGACCUCCAUGCUCACGUCACGGAACAGAGAGAACACGCGUUUGCGCGAAGAGAACGAAGGUCUCAGGCUGACACUUCGAAGGGGGGACGUUGGGUCAAUUGCCGGGGAUAGUAUUCUUGAACGGUCCAUCUCACGCAAUCAUAUGAGAUCUGUAUCGCGCGCUAGUGGUGGCACACGGAUCACUCAGAUGAGCGAUUCUGAACGAGAAGAUCUUGAAGGCAAGCUGGCGUCAGCACGAGAUGAGCUUUCUCAGCUUAAGCUACAGAACAAGGAGCUCGAUGACCAACUCGUCGGGCACCUUGACAUGCUUGAAACUGCGGAGAACAAGGUCAAGGAGUUCGAGACCGAGCUGGAAGCACAGACCGAGGAUCUACACGCACUUGUCGGGGAACGCGACGAAGCCUUGGAGUUACUGCAAGAUAAAGAGCAGGAAUGCGAAGAGCUCAGAGCAGAAGCACUUGAUACUGUACAGCGGCUCGAGAUUGAACUUGAGCAAAUGCAGCACGAGCGAGACCGUGUAGCAACUGAUCUCGAGCACUCUAUCGAAGACUUCAACGCUUUGCAGCAGGAGAUGAAGAACGUAAGCGAGAGUCUAAUCCAGCUUGAAGAUGACCAGAACGCAAGCAUGCGCAAGAUAGAGAACCUCGAGUCUGAAUUACGAGACGCGACUGAAGAGCUAGGCAGACAGGACAAGAUGCUCAACGACGAGCGAUCUAAGAACGAGAAACUAGAUAUCCAACUCGAGUCGUGUCAAGGAGAAGUCGACUUCCUGCGAGAAGAACAAGAAGGCGAUAAAAUCAAAAUUGGCGAGCUGGAGUCAGAUCUUGAAAAUGCGCAGAUCAAUAUACAGCACGAAAAGGAGCGACUGCGAGAUCUUGAGGAACGUUUUGCAGAAGAGCGACAGCAGCGAGACGCCCUAGAGAGUCAUGGCAAACAAGAGGUUGAGAAAGUCAUGGCUGACCUCAAUGCACAGCUAGCGAAACUCAAGGAGGAGAGCAGGAAACUACGGAAGAACUUGUCCAGUAAGGAGGUGGAAGCAAACAACUGGAAACGCCAGCAUGAUGAAUUCGAGACGAGCCUUCGAGACGCUCUCGGCAACAGCAAUGGCACCAAGCCCGGUCUACUCAAGGACAUAACAAGACUGCAGCGCGACCUCGAAGCCACCAUACAGGAACUUAACUUCACAAGGAACGACCUCACUGAGAAGGAACAGCUUCUUCGUAACCGUGAUACCCUGCUCGAGAGCACAGGCCUGCAAGUUCGCCAAAGCACAGAAGCGCUGGAGCGCGAACGCCAGAUGCGACGACAAGAUGCGACAGCAUUCGAUAUUGCCAAACGUGGCCAUCAAUCCGUGACCAGGACAAUACAGCAGUACGAAAGCAGAGUCCAAGAGUUGGAGUCUUUCCGCAGUCAGGACCGUCAGAAGCUGCACAGUCUCGAAAAGCAAUACAAGGAGCAGCUGUUGGAGCGCAACAAUUUGCUCUACGCUCUGUGGAAUCGUCUUUCGACACUUUGUGGCGCAGAGUGGUGUCGUAGCUAUGCUCUUGUCAACGGCGAGCUGACGUCCAUGGAGCUUAUUUCCAGGAACAUCAAGGGCUUUCACAGCAACAUGAUACUCGCGGUGAAAACUGUAGAAGGUAUCAUCGGCGGCUUUAGACAGAGAAUACGAGCUACAGAGAAGGACCUUGUUCGUGACUACCAAACUUUGGAGCAUACACUCGACGGCCGCAUCAAACGCCUUGAACAGCUCGAGAAGGUAGUCCUAGCGCAAAGACAGUCCAUCGGGAGGCCGAGUACGGUACGUGGCGGAAUGGUUGAUAUCAAUUCUGCAGAGGUAGCCAAAUUGCGCAACGAGAACAAGAACCUCCGAACGGAAGUCCAGACACUACGCGCCAUCAACUCGACUGCCCAAUCUGGUAACGACAUUGUGGUCAGCAAGAACCCAUCUCGCACCGGUUCGCCCACCUCAUCCAAGCGUGCAAGCAUGGCACAUACCUUGCUUCGUGCGCACUCUACCUCGGUCGUCGAGCAUCUUCAGCAACAGCAACAACAACAACAGACGCAAAGCGGGAGUCGAUCGCCAGGACAUCCCUACCCCGAGUCUUCACCGUUGCAGCCUAGUGAGCAAAAGUGGAUACAUAGGCUCAAAGAGUUGGAGCGCCGACUCAAGGCUGAGCGCGAGGCAAGACUCCUCGAUCGCAGUGGGGCGCGCAAGAGGUUGGAGCAGAAGGUGGAAGAAAAUGCAGAUUUGAGGGCUAUGCUCGAGAAAGAGCGUGAUCGACUGGCAGCUGAAGGUCACAAUGUGCAAAGGAGCAUGAGUGUCGAUAUGCCAUCACGGAGUCGGGACAUGAGUAGAGGGACCAGUGUGUUAAGUAGGCAGAACACUCUGGACAAACAGCAGGAGAUGGAUGAUGAUAUGUAUUAG
This is a messenger RNA of Ascochyta rabiei, 4623 nucleotides long. RefSeq lists its product as uncharacterized. The transcript has 2 exons. The record is from RefSeq and is a predicted model, not a curated record. Lineage: Eukaryota; Fungi; Ascomycota; Dothideomycetes; Pleosporales; Didymellaceae. The coding region runs from base 1 to 4623 and encodes 1540 amino acids. Gene Ontology annotation, cellular component: microtubule organizing center.